AUGCAGUCCCCUGUAGAAAAGGCCUUGCAGAUGAUGACGGUGAAGCCGCCGUGCGGAUGCCUGUCGGCUGUGGUGUCAACUCCGGGAGUGCACGCGUACUGGUACGAGCUGACCAAGGGCGCAGAGUAUUUUGGUGCUGGGAAGCUGCUGGGGAAAACAACUCCGAUAGGAGCGACGGAGUGUGCGGUGGUGCUGCGAUACCUUGGAUUUCGAGCUGGUUUGUUCGAUUUUACCUUCCCGAGUCCGGAGACUGGAUGCCAUGACACCAUCCUUGAGUUCUGCAAGAGGUGGUUCCUGUCUGAUGAAAGUUGUCGCUUUCCUCUAUACCUACAGUACGGGACUAGCGGGGAUCAGCCCGGAGGCUCCUUGCUUGUCCUCGGCAUCUACCGCUCCUCCGCCUUCCAGAGCACGCGCACCGAGUCUCUCACAUCGGUACGAGCCGCAAGGGACCAGGAGGGCGUGCGCAGGAGGAGGCUGAGAGAGGAGGAGAGGAGGAGGGAGGCGCUGUUGGACUGGUCGUCCCGCCAUGCUGCGGACGGCAGGUCUCCGAGCCUCGAGGACGAGGAGGAGCUGCAAGUGGAGGAGGAAGAGUCGUCCCUCGCGCUGACGUAG
Guillardia theta CCMP2712 is the source of this 612-nucleotide messenger RNA. RefSeq lists its product as hypothetical. The coding region runs from base 1 to 612 and encodes 203 amino acids. NCBI's taxonomy places the organism in Eukaryota, Cryptophyceae, Pyrenomonadales, Geminigeraceae. The record is from RefSeq and is a predicted model, not a curated record. The transcript has 7 exons.